This is a messenger RNA of Bursaphelenchus okinawaensis, 2221 nucleotides long. NCBI's taxonomy places the organism in Eukaryota, Metazoa, Nematoda, Chromadorea, Rhabditida, Aphelenchoididae. The record is from the annotation of a GenBank genome assembly.
AUGGUGCUGAAUCAGACAGGUACGUUUCUAUGGUAAGGGCUUCUGUAUACUACCCUUGUGACGUUGGCUAUUAGUUCUGUUGUAUUCAAAUUUCGAUGACAUUCAUUUAAAUUUUGUAAUUCCAAAGUUAAAAAUAGACGAUGACGUUGCUUGCGGGACGUGUUUACAAUAAGUGUACUUUGCAAACAUUUCUUUGAAUUGUCAUCUAUGGUGUUCUUGUUAUACUAUUAAAAAUAGAUCUUCUCAAAUUCGGUCGAAAAGUUUAUAGAAAAACAAAAAACUAACGUCAGACCAAACAACUGUUAGAACUUUGAGAAAAAGUACAGUAAGAUUUAAGAAAUUAUAUGAUGACUAAAUAUUUUAUUUCAUAUUUAUAUAGUUACCAGAUAAAUUGUCAUUUUUGGUCAAAAAGUUGAUACAAAUUAUUUUUUAAAGUAUUUUACGAUGUUUGUAAACAGCGUUUUCUCAUAAAAUAUUAAGUAAAAUCAUAAAUUUUGAGACUAUAACUUGUAAAUUUCUGCUCUUAACUAAGUCAAGAACUUCUUGAAACUUCUUCUGCCUUACUUCAAUAGUAUUCUUGUUUUUCCAUUCAGUUUUUGACCAAACCAAGAAUUUGCAAAGUUAGCCUAACAUACAAACAGGCCCAAGUUGUGCUCGUAAAACAAAGCCAUGUUUACUGUGCUACAAUAAACAAAGCCGAGGCGGAAUAACAUCUUGCAUUUCAGCCAUGUUCCUGGAAGCGUAUCCCUCGCUGAAAGAGCCGGACCCUGGUAUCUUCGUGGUGACCGGUAUCUUCCUCGUGUGCUUUAUAGUGGGCAUCUGCGGUAAUGCCUCCACUCUCACCAUCAUCUUGGACAUGGGUACACCGAAGAAGGUCAAAAAGAUUCGAGAAACCCCACAGGACAGCUUCCGGGUAUAUGUGGCGUCGUUGUGCGUCGUAGAUACGUUAAUGUUGUUAAGUUUGCCAUCAAGUGAGUGUAAAGAACUACAACUUCUCUUUAAAUAAUGUAAUAGUCCAAUUCCAUAAUUUAUACUCCUAUAGAGCUCCUAUGUUAAUAUCAAGCUAUAAUAAUAUAAAUCAAAAAUAAAAACCGACCUUUCGUUCACACUUCACGUACUUGUUUAAUUACCUAACGUAUGUCAUUUGAAGCUAUUGUUGACUCCUUAAUUGGCUUCUGGAUCUUCGGAACAGCCGUAUGCAAAUUCCACCACUUUUGCGGGUCGGUUGGAAGAAUCGCCUCAACUCUUGUCGUAAGUUACUGCUGUAAUAAAACUAUUAUAAUAUUGUGUUUAUGAGCAACUUAAUGGGAGACAACUUUUAGAUAACGUCGAUGAGCAUAGACCGGUACCUUGUCGUCGUAUCUCCACAGAAGCUGAACCAAAGAUCAAGUAAAACAACUCUUGUCAUCAUGUUAUUGCUGUUUGCAUCAGCGUCAUUGUUACUCAUGCCUCUACUAGUGAGUUAUAGCACCCAAAUUAUUGGUAAUAAUAUAAACUUGAAGUAAUAUGUUUCACAAUAGCAGCCAAUUUAAUCUUUCAGAUCUUCGCCAAAGCCCAGAAGGUUCUUCUGUUUGAAUCCGAGACCAAAGAAGGUCAUCUAGUGCAGAUCAGGAUCUUCAAGUGUCUGGAUAACAUGCCCACCAACUUGUUGUUCUGGUUCACUGGGUCCACCUUCUUCUUCGGCUACUUCUGCCCCAUCAUUGUGAUCACGUUGUUCAACAUUCUACUGCUCAUCAAGAUACGAAGCCAUCAACAGAAGAUGUCCACCAAGAGCAUCAUCCCCAUGAGGAAGGUCACGAUCUACAUCAUGAGCAUCGCCUUGUUCUACUUCAUGUGCUGGACACCGUACUGGAUGAGCGUAUUGUAUGUCAGCUACGUAGACCUGUUCGAAUCCAGAACCAUAAAGACGUUGACCAACAAGUCGGAGCACAUCAUGUUCUUGGUCUACUGUGCCCACAUCUUCCCCUACAUCAACACCGCCCUCAACUGGUUACUGUACGGUAGACUGGCGAGGAAUCUAAGGGGAAACAAACGCGACAACAAUCAAGUAGCAUCGAAUGGAGGUCCGAGUAUGUACAAUGGAGAAUGUGACUCCUACUCACGGCGACUGAUUGACAUUCACCCGAAGAAGAAUGACAAUCUCGACCUCAAGCUGAUUCAUCCACUAACACAAGAUGGCGACGACUACUCCAACGACUACAGAGAGCCCGACUACACAUAA